AUGACGGUGGCCCCGGCUUGGCCGGGGCACCGCAUCCCCCGGGGCUCCCGACGCCCGAGUCGGGGCGAGCUCCCAGCGGGGGCCGGUUGCCCCGACAACCUUCCUCCUUCCUCCUCCUCCUCCUCCUCGCCCACAUCCUCCUCCCGCCCCAUCCUCUUCCUCGGCCCGGCUUCCGGCCGGGUUCCGCCGGGGACUUUGGUCCAGCCCCGGGUUUCCUGCAUCAAUCAUCAACCAGGGGAGGGAGCGGCCGCCAUCGCCCGGCCCUGCCGCCCUGCAGCCGUAAGAGUCCCCGCCGGGGCCCCCGCGGGCCCCCGCUGCCACCGCCACCGCCACCACCAACCACCGCACCACCCCGCCACCCCCCCCCCCCCGCCAUCGCCAACCCCCGCCAUCGCCAUCGUCACCCCCGCCAUCGUCACCCCCGCCACCGCCACCCCCGGAACCGCCAUGUCCUCGGCCGCCCCGGCCAAGUACCCCUUCAAGAAGCGGGGCAGCCUGCAGGCCCCCAGCCCCGCAGAGCUGCGGGCUGGGCCGGGGUCGCGGCCCCUGCAGUCGGCGCGUUCCCUGCCCGGGACCCCCCAUUGCCUGAAGCAUUUCCCCGUGGACUUGCGCACCUCCAUGGACGGCAAAUACAAGGAGAUCGCGGAGGAGCUGUUCUGCCGCUCGCUGGCCGAGAGCGAGAUGCGGACGGCGCCCUACGAGUUCCCGGAGGAGAGUCCCAUCGAGCAGCUGGAGGAGCGGCGGCAGCGCCUCGAACGCCAGAUCAGCCAGGACGAGAAGCUCAAGCCGGGCUACCUGGAGCAGCUCCCGGGCAAGCUGAAGCUCUUCUCCAACUUCUUGGGGGACAGAAAAUGGUUUGCCGGGGAGAAGCUCACCUUCGUGGACUUCCUCAUGUUUGACGUGCUGGAGCAGAACCGCAUCUUCGAGCCCAAGUGCCUGGAGCCCUUCAAGAACCUCAAGGACUUUAUGGAACGUUUUGGGGCCCUGGAGAAGGUGGCUGCCUACAUGAAGUCCAGCCGCUUCCUGAAGAUGCCCAUCAACAACAAGAUGGCCAAGUGGGGCAACAAGAAGGAGUAG
Messenger RNA from Chroicocephalus ridibundus (black-headed gull), 1077 nucleotides. RefSeq names its product caskin-1-like. The record is from RefSeq and is a predicted model, not a curated record. Gene Ontology annotation, molecular function: glutathione transferase activity. NCBI's taxonomy places the organism in Eukaryota, Metazoa, Chordata, Aves, Charadriiformes, Laridae. Gene Ontology annotation, biological process: glutathione metabolic process. Bases 1 to 1077 code for a protein of 358 amino acids. The transcript has 7 exons.